Molecule: messenger RNA, 2908 nt
Organism: Lucilia sericata (common green bottle fly)
Lineage: Eukaryota; Metazoa; Arthropoda; Insecta; Diptera; Calliphoridae
Exons: 4
Biological process (GO): hemocyte migration
Cellular component (GO): membrane
Molecular function (GO): growth factor activity
Source: RefSeq, a predicted model, not a curated record
GAUGAAACUGACAAUAUUUAUGCACGCUCUUAUGUACCUGGCACAGUGACACGCAAAAAAGAGGAAGAAUUGGGUUCACCAGCGGCCAUUUUAGAAUCGAGAAGACAGUAUGCUUUGCAACAAAGACAAAAUAAAGCUUUGGCCAGUGCACAUCAUCGUCGUAUUGUUACAGAGGGUUCUUGCCGUUUGCCACAGCCACGAGUGGAACGUAUACGCAGAGACUCUUGGAAGAUUUAUACCCCCCAUUGUACGAUUCUUCACCGUUGUGCUGACGAUGCCGGCUGUUGUCCCAGUGAACGUCAGACCUGUGCUCCAAAACGCACCAAAAAUGUGGAUUUAUACUUUUUUGUUAUCAGCCUUAAUGAAACACAAGGAUCAAUAGAAAAGCUAACAUUUGUUAAUCACACCGAAUGUCAUUGUGUCAAUCGUUCGAAACAGCGAGCACCCGAAUAUGCCAGCUCUGGUGCCAAAGAACUUAUGGCGAAUAAUCAAAUACCCUAUCUAAGACGGGCCACAAUACUCAAUUGUUAUUGUCCCAAUUUAUUUGAGAAAAUUUUACAAGAAGAUGGUUUCUGUCGAUGUGACUGUUCAUCGGGUAAUAUGGGCUGUGAUUGGCUGAAAAGAGGCAUGGAACAUUUCUCUAUGAAUGAUAGAAAAUGUAUCUUAGAGGGUCGCUGUAAAUUGCCCACCUGUGAAUAUGGUCAAUAUAUUAAGAAACAUGGACGCUGUCCUAGACGAGAGGAAAGACAUCUUUCUAGUGAUAUGGAUUGGUGAGCAGUUUUUGUAAGCUUUUCUUAAGCUUUAAAAAGCUUUUGUUUGAAUUGAAAGAAAACAACAACUACUUUUGCCAGAAAAGUAAACAAUGAAAAAAUUAGCUACAAGUUGUGUUGGAUUAACACAGAUAUUUGCUAAAAAACAAAAACACACACAUACAUAAUGUUAUUAAACUAUAAAAGUAUUACAAAAUAAAUAAAUAAUUUAUUAACUAAUGUAGAUCUUUUUUGAAUUUAAGAAAUGUUUAAACAAAAAAAUACAAAACAACAAAUUACUAUACAAUAAUGAUGAACUUGAAAAGUGAAUAAAAAAACAAAAACAAAUAUAUUAAUUAAUUAAAUAAUUAACUUUAGCUAAUACUUACAUUCAUACAUAUUUAUAAUGUUAUACGAUUAUGAAACUAUAAAAUGAAAUUUAAAGAAAUUAAAUUUAAAAUUUAUUGAUUUUAGUUUUAAAAAAAAAAAGUAAAAAUUACCAGCAUAUCCCUAUUGCUCCCUCCUAAAAUAUAAAAAUUUAAUUAUACUUAAACAAGAAAACAAAAUCAAAACUUAUAAAAAUUAUUAAUAAUAGUAAUUUUAGUAAAACUUUUUUCUACUAAACUUUUUUAGUCUGAUAAUAUUAUAUGAAAAACUUAAAACAAAAUUUGAAAAGAAAAUUAAGAUUAUUAUUGAAUUGUGUCAACCUUUAGAAAAGAAAUCCAAAGUUUUGUUUAAGCUUUUCAGCUUAAACUCUAAAUAAGCUUCUGCCCUCUGGUCUACAAUAAAGAAGCAUUAAAAUAAGUGGUCUUGCUUAAGGUAAGCAGUAAAGGGAGUUGGUUGAAAGCUUUCCACAGCGCCCUCUAACGCUAAAUGUAUUUUUUAUUGCCAUUUUCUCUUUCUUUAAAACCGAUUUAUAUCGCCCCAAACCCACUGUGCUUAGUUUAAUGAUUUUCUUAUAAAUUACCUGAUGGCGCCUAUAUGAUUGAUUAUUUAUGAAAUUACUCAAGAAUUUGUUGAACUAAAGACUAAAACUUCUCUAAACUGGUUUCUAUUUUUUCUCAUUCAAUAUUUUCAAUUAUUCAAUCAGUACUUUUUACAAAACACGAUUUGCAAAUCUAUUAACAACAAUUUAGCAACAAAAAAAACUAAACUUGUUCAUUCAGUAUUUAAGUUAUAAUUUGUUAAAAAUUAUAAACAAAUUCAAUUCGAAACUACCCAGCACCCAAUAGAAAAAGUUUAGAGGACAAACAAUACAGAUCAAAACAAACCAGCAAAACGCCGAUAAAGCUAAACAACACCUAAGCAAAAAGCUCUCUCGUUCUAAGUCACAGAGCAGCUCAUCCAUCUCUUUUACUCUCAAUGCCUGUAUUUCAUCUAAGAUAUUUUAUUGUUGCCACUAACACUAUAAAUUUCCUAUUGGGUAUUAAUUUAUAACUUGAUUUAUUUAAAUUUUUAUUCGAUUUUUUUUCCUGACUUAUCCAUAUCAUUUCAAUUGACACAUAAAAUAUCAUAAAUAUUUCCUUACAAAAUUUAUCUUGACUUUUUAAUUAUACUUUUUUAACAACAUUUAUUAUUUGUUAUCAAAUUAUUACAUUAAGUUAGAAUUUUAAGUGUAUAAUUCCAAUUCCAAUAUGGUAAAACGACUGGUUUCUAAUUAUUUUUUAUUAGACAUUUAAAUAAUAUACGAUAAAUAUUACUAAAACGUUUUGUUAUUAACAUUUUUAGUAGCAAUUUAAUCAUUUAAAUGAUAAAGUUAAAUUAAUUUUUACUUUGUUAUUAAACAAUGUAAAAUGUUCAACUCAAACAAACAAAUUAUAAAGAAAAAGAGUUGUGUAUUUUGUACCCUACAGCAAGUUUAAACAAAAUAACAAAAUUAUGGCAAUAAUAUUUAAAAUCUGUAAUGAUUGGUUUAAAUUCACGCGAAAUUUCUCUAAGUUUUUUUGAAAACUACAAUAUGAAAAUAUUGAACUUUGACACCGAAGACGAGUGUAUUAUGUUUCCGAUUCAAUGAUAAUAACUGAUAUAUGAUUCUGUCUAAUAUAUAAUUUUAAAUUUUUCUAAAGGCUAACCUUUGACCUUUAGUUCAGUUCUGGUUCAGUUCCAGUUCAGUUCUAGUUCAGUUCUAGUUCAGUUCUAGUUUAGUUCUAGUUCAGUUC